Messenger RNA from Tuber aestivum (summer truffle), 2639 nucleotides. The record is from the annotation of a GenBank genome assembly. Lineage: Eukaryota; Fungi; Ascomycota; Pezizomycetes; Pezizales; Tuberaceae.
CCUUCCCCCCCUGUAAUGGCAUACAUCUGCCAAUCCUGCCUCCGUCUCCCACGUUGCUCAAUUCCCCUCCGAGGAUUAACGACGACGACAUCAACUACCCCACCACCGCCACCACCUGCAGACUUCGAAACCGGAUCAUUCCGCAAAGACCUGAAGAAGAGGAUAAAAUCCGAGCACAGGUCCCGCCAAUCCCAAAGGCGCGGCGCCACCUUCCCCCCAGCAUACACGGUGACCUGCGGUCUGGAGAUCCACGCGCAGCUCAACUGCGCCAGAAAACUCUUCAGCUCGUCAAGCACGAGCAUCAGUGCACCUCCAAACACGCACAUAGCGCCCUUCGAUGCCGCUCUGCCGGGGGCGCAACCGAGACUGAAUAAAUCCGUCCUGUUACCCGCGCUGAGGGCGGCGAUCGCGUUGCGAUGCCGGGUGAACGAGGUGUCCAGGUUCGACAGGAAGCACUACUUUUACUGGGACCAACCGAGCGGGUACCAGAUCACGCAGUUCUACUCCGCCCUCGCGAAUGACGGGUACGUGGUGCUAUACCCGCAUGACACCCCGCAUGCGAGCAGUGAAGGUGUGCGCGUACCCAUUCGCCAGGUCCAGUUGGAGCAGGACACUGGAAAGACGAUCGCUAGCGCUAAUGUCUCGCUGGUGGACCUCAACCGCGUUGGUGCGGGGCUCGUGGAGAUCAUUACGGCGCCGUUCGACGUCCCCAGUGUGGAGUUUGCUUCGGCUGUUAUGAAGAAGUUGCAGGCUACGCUGCGUGCCGUGGGGGCUUGCGUGGUGGGCAUGGAGUGGGGGGGCCUCCGCGCUGAUGUUAACGUUUCCGUGCGCCCCAAGGGCGUGCAAGCGCUGGGGAGGCGCUGCGAGAUUAAGAAUUUGAGCUCGCUGAAGUUGGUUGAGGAGGCGAUCACCGCUGAGGUGGAGAGGCAGGUGCAAAUCUUGGAGAACGGCGGGGCGGUCGAGGGUGAGACGAGGGGUUGGGACAUCGAGAGGGGGACUACGAAGAGGCUUAGAGGGAAGGAGGGGGAGGUGGAUUAUAGGUACAUGCCUGAUCCGGAUCUGGGUCCUGUGAUCGUUGUGCCGGGGGUUGUGGAGAGUGUUAGAGAAGGACUACCACCGCUGCCGGACGAAAUCCUGGAAAAGCUCACGGGAACGGAAUAUCACUUGAGUGUGAAGGAUGCGCAAACAUUAAUGAUGUGGGACGAGGGAGAAGUAGGGGUAAUAUCCUACUACAAAGACGUCGUCGGAAAAGUCACCACUGCUCUAGGAGCUCUCGCAGUAGCAAAUCAAAAGAAAGGCAAAGAAGUCGGAAAAACAGUAGGAAACUGGUACUCCCCCCCCCCCUCCUUCCCCUUAACUUUCCACCCCCCAACUCUAACAUCCCUAGGCUAAUUCACGAACUCGGCGGAACACUAACAACCCAUUCCCUCCCCUGGUCCCUCAACCCCCUCACAGCAACCACCCUUUCAUCACUAAUCAUCCACCUCCUAACCAACAAUAUCACCUCUUCGACGGCAAAAUCCCUCCUAUCAACCCUGUUCUCUCCCGGCGAAACCAGAACAGUAGAGCAGAUAAUCGAGCAGGAGGACCUCGCGAUAAAACCCUUGUCGGAGGCGGAGCUAGAGGAGGUUGUGCGCCGGGUAGUGACGAGUGAUGAUGACAGUGGGCGGAGCGUUAGCGUUCUAGCGCGGAUCCGCGGCUUGCGAGAUGAGGACGGGGAGAGGGGGGAGAAAAAGAGGAAGGGCCUUGCGAGUUUCUUCGUCGGAAAGGUUAUGAAGGAGUUGGAGGGGAGGGUGAGGGCUGAGAAGGUGGAGGGUGCUGUGGAGAAGAUCUUGAGGGAGAUAGUCUAAGGCAGGAGUUUUCUUUUUCCGUCGACACCCCGGAAGGGUGUGGGAGGGGAUGGAGAGAGAGGUCGAAGUGAUGCUAGGGGAUCGACAUCGGGUUCGGGAUAGAAAUUAAUAGUGACACCGGCGCCCGCCAGCAAUGAUAGAGGGAGGUUAAUAUUUAACACCCUUAGACUCAGCCUAGGGGUCAUAAUCUUCACCUACUAUCACUCGAAACUCGAUCUCGGCUCGGUCAAGGUUUUAGGACACCAAAUUCUAGAAACGGCUCUUUCGCGAGCCUUACCGGCAUAGUGCGACUCAAAGAAAUAAUCCCCCCACACCGGACCCUCCAGACCAUUAGCCUCAGGAUAUCGAGAAACCAUAUUUCAAUCAAUGCACGCUAAACAUAUCGUACAAGCACAAUCAAAAGCCCAUCCGGCGACAUGAAAGAAUCCCGAAGGAGAAGAAAAGCAACUUCCAGUAGCACUUCCAUUCCACUCCCAAUGGGCUCUAGCAGAGUAAAAACACCGCUCAAUCCUCCCAUCCAUAACAUUACACCCGCAGUCUCUAGUACCAGAGAUGAAUCCGACUCUCACCCCAGCGAACCCCAUAUCUCCCGUUCCCCAUCCCCUUCACCCAAGUAAAAGCUCAUAAAUAAUCAAUAACGAAUUAAUCCCGAUGAGCGGUACUACACCCGCAUUAGCCCACAUCCCGCCAUCGCCACCCGCCGAAGCGCGGAAAGAGAAUAACUCACUCCUCAUCAACGUCCUCGUCGCCGAAAUCAGAUUCAUGGUCUUGGCCUUAAUGCUCUCGUUU